AUGAGUUUGGCGGCAUUCCGAGGACAGUCAAAUGGGUUAGACUUCGAUGCGACAAUUCUUGAGUUCGUGAAUAUAUAGUUGUGUGAAUAUAAAUUGUAUGAUACUCCGUUUUUUCGUUUAAUAGAUCGUUUCAGUUACUUUUUCCUCCGAAUGUGCCAAUAUCGACGUCUGUUGAAGCGUGAUUAAAAAUGUCGCGAAUGUCGGAGAAAAUACGCGAAAUUUUAGGCUACGGCGAUAGUAAAAAAGUAACUGAGCAAAAGAAAUGUGUAUCAGAACUGUUGAAUUUGUACCAGAAUAAUGAAGCCCUUAAAGAGAUCUGUCACCACACGGAACAAAGAAGUUGCAGAAUUAUCAAUUGGUGUUAUAUUAUGCAUAUUGCUCAUAAGCUGGCUCUCAGUGAGGCUGAUAGACCUGGCAAAGAAUCAAUUAAGAACAAUGAGAGACAAGCUGUCAUCAGGCUGAUCAUCAAUACUGUCCGGCAUUCGUAUGAGAAGUCGACUGAGCUUUUGAAAAGUAACGAGCUAAUACCUCUGGUAUUACAAAUAUUAGACUCCCAACUAUACAUUCACUAUCAUGACACAUACUUGGGAAUACUGGUCAAAUACAUAUUGCCUAAGAAUAUGGAUUAUAGCGAUAUCACAGCAAGUCAGUGGAGAGAAUUGCUGGUGGUUUGCAAGAAGUUGUAUAAAAAAAUGCAACCGAAGAAGCAUAUUGUGUUAGAUGCAUUGCAGAUGAUCGUCGAGUAUUCCUUCUCGCACACCAACUUGUUGGCUGAUGUAAAGGACCUCCCGUUGUUCCUAGAGAACAUCUUCGGGGAUACGAAGAAUACGAACGAUGAGCAGUUGAUCGAAUCUUUCUACAAGCUCGCUAACAAUGUGUACAGGCAAAUCGCAACAGAAUCCCGAAUUACACUGUGCAAGUUCAGCGAGACCAUACUGAUGGAUAUGCUGCAUUUGAAUGGCUCCGAGGAGAAGUACAGAUUUCUGCUGGUUAUCCUACAGAUCCAUCAUCCGGAAGGUAUCUCCAAGUGCGACGAUGGCGCUUACGCUCACGACUGGAACAAAUGGAGGGACUUGCUGGGCAGCAUGUACUUGCUCAUCCAGGAGAAUUGCAAAUUGGACGUACAAUGGCACGGCUUUGUCCAGUUCGCCAGCGAAGUUGUGAAGCAGAUGCUCGACAACGUGGGUAACGUCGCAGUCUUCCCCGACGCGAAUUACGGUUUCCCGUCGGCCAAACGCAGACGGAUAAACAAGCUGACGAGCAUCGUUGAUCUGAUAACGGAAAGCAAUCCCGAGGAAGCGUGGCCUUGGAUAAGGAUAACGACGGAAACUCUGAAGAAGUACCCGCAGUGCCUCAGAUCGCAAGAUCUCGCGCCCUUGUUGCAGCAUCUGACAGAGCUCGCUCGUCCCUUGUCACGGAUAACCGACUUGAAUGAAUCCAUCAUGGACAACCUGUACAGAUUCGCCACUGUUCUUAUGGAGAACGAGAUGUCCACCGGGGAGGUGCAGGACGCCACGAUACAUUGGAGCAAGAUCUGGGACAUGUUAUUGAGAUCUUUGGGAACGAAUCAGAACGAGGAAUCAGGCCACGCGCUGGCCCGCUGUUUCAUAAAGCACAACAGAAUGCCGAAUGCAAACGCCUUCCUCAGACUGUACCUGACCAGGACGAUCCGCUGGACGCCGAACAACGUGCGUACGCUUCUGCUGCUGUGCAGGCGCGUCUCCUUACCGGAGGACGCGUCCGCGUCGGUCCUCUAUCCGUCGCCCUCGUCGACGCCGAUCUGCGACAGAACGCGCCUCCUGGAAUGGUUGCUGAGCGCCGCACCCUGGCAGAAGCUGGCCCGACUGCCCGUCGUAAUCGACGAUAUCUGCGUUCUUUCGGUGGAUCUCGUCCUGAGCUCUCGCUGCCGGCAGAACAUCAGGUCAGACCUCGUGUCAGACUUGGGUGAUCCGAAAUGUUUGCGGAACCAUGAAGAGACGCGCAGAGUCGUCUCAGCGCCGCGGGAUGUUUAUCCGACGGACCUCUCGCGACUCUGCUACUCGUUUUUGGCUUUCAAGGCGGAGUUGUUGGCGUGCACAAAGGACGAGCGCGUUGAAACGGCACCCGGAACGAUCACCGGCCCUGUCCCGUACGUGCAGGAGACGCUCGGCUUCCUGAAGCAGCAACUGAACGACUUUCUCCAAGAGGAGGGCUCCAACGCCGAAGUCUACGUCGUUCUGACGAAGCUCGCGCUCCUGGCCAGAUUGCUGUCUACUCUGAUGCAACUGGCCGUUCUGACGGAGGAUUGUCCGCUGAUCGACGUACUGGAGAAGCACCUGGCGAGCAGCUUCCAGACCUUGGCGAGCAUCAGCUCCAAGUGCAAAUUCUCGUAUCUACUGAACGUGAUCAAGGCGCUGAGCGCACUCUACGGAGGCGCGUACGGCACGAGUGUCGCCAAGAUAAUCGUCUCAACGUCGACGGGAAACAUGCUGAGGAACAUAUUCGAAUUGUUGAACGUCAAUGACACCGACAUGGCCGAUUACCAGCGUGGCUCCGAGUAUUACGACGAUCCCAGCGCUUUCCAGCAGAGACGACGAUCCGUCGGUAAUGCGAAGACGCCGUCGUCUGCUGCUGCUGCUCCUCGCGAAGGCAUGAUCCGCCUGUGGGUGGUCGAGGCCCUAACGUCUUUUUGCGCGUUGCACGUCGGCAUGGGCGACCAUCCGGACGCGCUGCAGAUCAAGAUAAUGAAGAACUUCUUGCUCACGUGGCAGGACUGCGCGAACCCCGUCGAGCUGGGGAUGUCCUUGACGAUCUUGGAGUCGUUCGCUGGACACGAGCAGAGCGAGAUUCACUGGAAACACGCGGACGAGUCGCUGGAGUUUCUUCUGAAGGUCUGCCGGAAGCCCAAGGACGGGGUGUCGGUGCGCAGGCUGCUGGGUCUCCUGCCGUUUUUCUUCGAGUACGCGCCGAGGAGGAUCAUCGAGACGUUGUCGGCGUUCUUCAUGCACGCUCGCGAGCGGAACUGCGGCGUGUCCGUCCACGCUGACUACAUGAGGUGCAUCUGCGCCGUCGUACGGAUCGAUCCGGGCUUCUCGUGGAGCUCCGACCCUUCGGCGGAGGUCACGAUGAUGCUGGACAGCGUCCUCGACUACAUCGGCCAUCCGUCCUUCGUGCUGCGCGCGCAGGCGGUGCGAUGCCUGCAGGAGUUCAUGUCCCUCGGCGACGUCGCUUACAUGUGGAAGAAGUGGAUGUUCAUCAAGGUGGAAGAGACGGUGCUCAAGUUGCUCGAGGUGGACGAGCAGGCGAGCUCGGAUUCGCGAAGCUGCCUGAAGACGCGCCAGCUGGAAGACGAGAGGGAGACCAAGACGGCCACUUCGUUGAUGGCUUUGGCUUCCGUGGCGUGUAUCAGCGGAGUUCUCCAAGGCCGUGCUUUGAGCGUCAUGCUGGAGCUGACGGUGAAUAGAGAAGUGAAGGCGCAGAAAGUGCAGAAGGUCCUCUCGGCGGCGAUGCAGCAGACCAUGUACACUUCGCUGAUCGAAGACAAUCUGAACUACUUGUUGACGUUUUGGCACGACGCUGGGUAUCCAUUGCAAACGUUCCCGUGGACGCUCACAGGAUGCGGGAGCGUGGCCGAGUUCUUCGAGAGACACGUCAACCGUAUAGUUCCUCUUCUUCUUCGCACCUCGGGCCUCAGCAAAGCCGUGUCCUUUUGCGACGACGCCGGGGUAGCGUUCGCCGACGUCUUCGAAGAUAUCUUCCCGGCCUGCUUCGUCUGGAUGAUAUCCCGCGUAUGCAACCCAGCCUCGGUCGACGGCGUCGCCGUUCAGACGCUGAAGAAGCUGCAGGGGAGCACCGACGAGUUCGCGUCGACACGCAAUUUGACCCGCCUGCUCGCCGACCAGCUGAAGGACGUUUUCGUGGACCUGGUGCAACGGCUGCAUGACGAGAAACACUUCAAGCUUAUGUUCUCCUUCGGAAGCGCGGUGUACUUCCCGGAGGACGACCCGCCGCACUUCUCCGCGGCCAUGCUGGAUCAGUGCUUCGGUCACCUGGAGCAAAGAUACCUGAUGAAGCCGUUGACGCGUCUGCUGGUCGAAGAGCAACCGGCGGUGCUGCAGAGGACGCUGCUGCAGCUGGCGAGCGCCGUGCACUCGUCGCGCUCCUGCGAGCGUAAGCUGAAGAGGCUGCACCAGUACGUGUACUUCUGCCACAAGCUGACGCGAAAUCUCGGGAAGCCGUGCUUCGACAAGAUGGCCGCGUUCUUGGUGAGAGACGUGUGCUACAGCCUGUUGCACUUUACUGGGAGCGACGAGACUCUGUCCGCGGCCUGUUGCAAGUUUCUGGACUUGUUUCUCAGACAAGCACUGCCGACGAGGGCCGCAGAGGUCCGGGAUGUUCUCAGGUUCGUCGUGGCGAACCUGAUCGGCCUGGCGCAGAGCGCGAGCAGCGCCGAAGUCGCUCUGGGCCUGCUUAAGUUCCUCAUAGUGGAGCAGAGGGAAGUUCUGCACGAGUCCGUCGCGAAACUCAGCUCGUUUCCCAACCUCGGGAUCUUCCGGGAGGUAAGGGAGGCUCACGAAGGCGUCAGGUACGCGGACGGGGCGGUGUGUCUCGAGGAAGAGCUGGAGCGUUUCCUCGAAGCCAUAAGCGACGAGAACGCCGAGUGCACGCUUGAGGACCUCGUGAAUUUGACGCAGCAGCUAUCGACGCGGAAGAAGGAGUUGAAGGAGCUGCACCGGAGGCUGGAGAGACCGUAUCCUGAGGGUGGCGUCAAUAUUUUGCAUCAAGUGAUAUUUAAACUGAUGAAGCUGACGGAAUCAUCGAACACGCGCAUUUCGAUGGAAGCCACGAGGUGUCUUGGCGAGUUCGGCCCGACGGACUCCACGGUGGUCUCGCAGCCAUCCGAAAGUCCGGUGCGCGAAGCGGACCACGUGAUAGAAGUUUUGACGUACCGAUCCGUCGCGAUGUUGACAAGCUUCCUGGCGGAGAGUGCGGUGGACCUGCGCAAGGUCAGCGCCGACGCUCUUUAUACGAUGUUCUCCACCACCUACGGCAAGAAACUGUCUGAUCCUGAGUACAUGAAGGACCUGUCGAACAUUUACGAUAAAUGCGCGCCCCUGAAACUAGAGUACAUCCGACCGUUCCUCCACAGCCGUGUCGUCGCGAACAAAUGCUUCUCCGUGAACUUCACGAGAUUCCGGACCAUCAUGGAGCCGCGUAACUCACUGUGGACCAUCAAGAACGGCGAGAGCUACGCCGAAUGGAUCAUUAAGGUCACCUGCGGUGUCGCCGAGUGUUUUGCGGACUCCUACCUGGACAGCUUCCUGCCUGUCUGCCGGCUCAGCGUCAAGUUCUGUGAGCUGAUCCUGCCGAGGAUCAUCUUCCUCAUCAUCGAACGGUGCGAGAACCUCAUCAACACCCUGUGCGACUGCAUCAAUCAGUUCUUCAGGUAUCACUUCGCGAUCGACCAAGAGGCCGGGGCCGCUCGCUGCGACCGCAAUAUCGUGCGCCGCAUGCUGCACGUGGUGAACCACGUGCGAACGCAGCUGCCGGACAACGUGAGCCUGAAGCUCGACUACGUCUACCUCGCGCGAGCGGCGCACGAGUGCUCCGCUUACUACACGGCCCUGCUGUUCGUGCAGUUGGCCUGCGAGUCCUUCUCCACAGAUUACCCCAACUUCAGCAGCGACCCGAAGAUCGACUACAUCUACGAGCACCAGCCGCAGCUCGGCCGCGUGCUGCAGGACAUCAUGCAGGACACUUAUCUGAAUAUCAGCGACCCCGACGCGAUAUGCGGCGCCGGCUCGUCCUAUCUGGUCGACCACAACUCCAGGAUGCAGUACUACGCACGCACCAAUAGCUGGGACAAGGUCAUGCUGGCGCAGGACAUUGAGCUGUCGUACGGCAACCCGCUGGCCCCCAAGGAGAUGUCGAACGCGCUGCACCGCUCCGGCCUGCAGUUCCUCCAGUGGCAGUUUCUCAGGGGUGACCUGGACGAGAAGUUCGGCUACGAGUGCGCCUGGCGACUCGGCGACUGGGGUCUGCUGGUCAACGAUACCGCCACGAGUUACAACAACUCGACGCUGGAGUCCCUGGAGAACUCGUUUUAUCAGCACCAUUACCACGCCCUGAAGUGCUUCCACGAAGACGACCGGAGGGGAACGGAGAGAGCGCUCGAGUGCGCUCGUAGAAGCGUAAUCAGUUCCCUGAGAGUCAUCAGUCUGGAGAGCAGCAAGACCGUCAACGAGAAGCUGUCCCAGCUGCGGCUGCUACGCGAGAUCGAGCAGCUGAGCGGCCUCACCGAUUCGCGGACGUACCCAGAAGUAUUGCAGCGCUGGGACGAGCACGAGAUACUGAACGGUCAGUUCGAGUACGUGGAGCCGAUCCUGCAACAGCGUAUCAUCAUGUUCCGGAUCAAGGAGUCCCUGAAGACGGACCCGAACAUACAGGAGGCGUUCUUCACGACCUGCCUGGACCUGGCGAUGGUAGCCGAGUGUCAGGGUAACUUCCCGGUCGCCGCCAGGGCGCUGGGCGUCUUGGCGAAACACCAGGACCUGUCGGAGGACUUCCAGAACCAACUGCUCUAUCAGGAAUCUCUCCUCGCGUGGAUGACGCGCGACCAGAAGAUAGCGCGCCGUUUGUUGCGCGACCUGAUCGAGAAGAGGAACAUGAAAGCGAGUUUAAAAGCGAAGGCUCUUCGGGUUUACGGCGAUUGGAUGGCGGAGACCAAGUCGGAGAACCCGCAGGCGGUGAUACAAAAGUAUUACCUGGAGUCGAUCAAGAGUCUUGAGACCAGCGACGCUAUCGACGAACGGACGCCUGAUGUUGUGAAAAACUUGAACGACACGCAGGUCGCACUGGCGCGUUUCGCAGACGCGCAGUACGAGCAGAUCAGCGACUACAUGAGAUCCUCGGCGUACGAGUCCCUCAAGGAGUACGCCCGCUCUGCGGUCAAAGUGAACACCGCGCAGAUGAACCAAGACCUUAAACGCGCUGUGGUACUCAGCCAGAGGCAGUCGACGAACGAUGAGGCCGAGCUGGAGAGUAUCAAACGGGAGAGACGCAACUACCUGUCGCAGGCCUUCAAGUACUACCUGAGGACUCUGCAGAGCAGCGAGGAACACAAUCUCCUCAUCUUCCGGCUAGUGUCGCUCUGGCUGGACAACAUGUUCGGCGAGGAAGUGAACGAGUUCCUGAAUGAGCUGGACACCGUGCCAUCUUUCAAGUUCGUCCCGCUGGUGCCGCAACUGGCUGCUCAUAUCAGCAACGAUCUGAAAAACGGAUUCUCCGCGAAGAUCUUCGACAUUCUCCUGCGUUGCGCCCGGGAACACCCGUAUCACACGCUGCCGGUGGUGCUGGCUCUGAAAAAUUUGCAUACCGACAACGAGUUCGACUCGAAUAUUGUGACGAAGAAGGAGGAACGUCGCGUGUUGGGCGCCAAGGAGCUUCUCAAACGAUUGGCCAAACUCCCACAGGUGUCGCCGAUUAUCUACGAAAUGGAGAUCCUGUCGAGGGCCUUGGUGAGUCUGGCCUAUUGGCAGCCAAAGGGCAACGGCCAGCCUGGGAAACGCCAGCAGAUACCGCUGGACCAGCCGAUCCUCGGGAUCAAGAACCUGAAUAACGUCCUCUUGCCGACUUUGAGCUUGCCUGUGAAACCAUCCUGUAAAUACAGCGACGAAGUAAUCGGCGUGAAGUCGUAUCAGAACAUUUGCGAAUUCGUCGGCGGCAUAAACGCCCCGAAGAAGAUAAUCUGCGUCGGCACCGACGGCGUACUGCGCCGGCAGUUGGUCAAGGGCAAGGACGACCUCAGGCAAGACGCGGUGAUGCAGCAGGUGUUCACCGUGAUAAACACGCUGUUGAGAACGUGCAAGGAGACCAAGCGGCGGAACCUACGGAUCAGAACGUACAAGGUGGUGCCGCUAACGCAAAGGUCGGGCGUGUUGGAGUGGUGCGACAACACAGUGCCGAUCGCGAUGGUCUUGUUGGGCAACCCAAACACUCCUGGUUUGCACAAGAAGUACUACCCGCGCGACAUGAGCGCAGAAGCGGCGAAGAACAAGCUGAGAAACGUCGAAAAAGAAUCGAACGAGGUGAAGCUGAAUGUAUUCCUCAAGUGCUGCAAACAUAUGAGACCGGCAUUCCAGCACUUCUUCGAGGAGAAGUAUCUGUCGCCCGAGAACUGGGUCGAGAGGACCCUCACGUACACGCGCAGCGUCGCCACCACGUCCAUCGCGGGCUACAUUUUGGGUUUGGGCGACAGACACCUGAGUAACAUCCUUAUCGACGAACGGACCGCCGAGGUGGUUCACAUUGACUUCGGAAUAGCCUUUGAGCAGGGCAAGAUCCUGCCCAUUCGGGAAACGAUUCCUUUCAGACUAACCAGGGAUAUCGAGGUUGCCAUGGGUGCAUCCGGCAUCGAGGGUACUAUGAGACGCAGCUGCGAGGUGACCAUGACGAUGUUGCGCGACCAAAAGCAGAUCAUCAUCACUCUCCUGCAAGUUCUGCUCUACGAUCCGCUGUUCACCUGGGCCAUCACGCCCGAGAAGGCGUGCAAGAUGCAGAGCGUGGUCGUGAAAGGCUUCUCCGAGCGCGGACGUGUGCCCGUGGAGACCAAUAAAAUCGCUAAGAGAGCUCUCCUGAGGAUCGAACAGAAGCUGCAGGGGACAGAGGACGGUUUGGUGUCCAGCGUGUCGGGCCAGGUGGAGAGGCUCCUACAGGAAGCCCGGGACCCCGCGAAUUUGUGCCGUGUUUAUUACGGUUGGCAACCGUACUUGUAAAUAUUUUGCAUUUUUUUAUACCGGAUGUAUUACUUUUACCAUGUAGCUUAAUUUAUACUUACCAACUAUACGUUUAUACUUUUCUUAAAUAAAAUAAAAAGUUCGUUAAUUCUGA
Messenger RNA from Dinoponera quadriceps, 8868 nucleotides. RefSeq names its product serine-protein kinase ATM (gene tefu). The transcript is spliced from 16 exons. Lineage: Eukaryota; Metazoa; Arthropoda; Insecta; Hymenoptera; Formicidae. Bases 189 to 8753 code for a protein of 2854 amino acids. The record is from RefSeq and is a predicted model, not a curated record. Gene Ontology annotation, molecular function: protein serine/threonine kinase activity; protein binding. Gene Ontology annotation, biological process: DNA repair.